Molecule: messenger RNA, 1882 nt
Organism: Globicephala melas (long-finned pilot whale)
Lineage: Eukaryota; Metazoa; Chordata; Mammalia; Artiodactyla; Delphinidae
Gene: UCN
Product: urocortin
Biological process (GO): negative regulation of feeding behavior
Cellular component (GO): extracellular region
Molecular function (GO): hormone activity
Source: RefSeq, a predicted model, not a curated record
AAAAUCUGGAACUUGCAGAGGCAAUGAGUAAGACCCAGCAGAAACCGACUGCGGAGUCCCGUUUUCUAGAGUUUGGAGAGAGCCUGGAGAUGACUAAGCCCAAUCUUUUACAGAUGAGGACACUGAGGUCCACAGAGGUGUCACUUCCAGAGACGCGCCCCACGGGGUCUCGCAGCCACAAGGGUCGGACUCGGAGCUGCGGCCGUCAUUGCUCUACAAUCAGUGCAUGUUCCUCGCUGACGUCAGCCGGAGCUGUCCUGGCGCUAUAUAAGGCUGGCAGCAGUCCCGGGACAGACCCCGUGUUCCCCAAGGCGCCCUCAGCCCGCCCCGAGGGACCGAGACGGGAGCUCCUUCCUGCAGGGUACAGACGCUCUCCGGCAAACUGGCCGGUGGUACCAUGAGGCCGGCGGGACGCGCGGCGCUGCUGGCGGCGCUGCUGCUCCUGGCACAGCUGCGCCCGGGGAGCAGCCAGUGGAGCCCGGAGGCGGCGGCGGCCGGGGUCCAGGACCCAAGUCUGCGCUGGAGCCCUGGGACACGGAACCACGGUGGAGGGGCCCGCGCGCUCCUCUUGCUGCUGGCGGAGCGCUUCCCGCGCCGCGCGGGACAGGGCCGAUGGGGAUCCGCGAUCACAGGCGAGCGGCCGCGACGGGACGACCCUCCGCUGUCCAUUGACCUCACCUUCCACCUGCUACGGACCCUGCUGGAGCUGGCGCGGACGCAGAGCCAGAGGGAGCGCGCCGAGCAGAACCGUAUCAUAUUCGACUCGGUGGGCAAGUGAUCGGCGGGGUCUGGGGCCCCGAAAAUCUCGACCCCCACCCCCACCCCCGGGCUGAGACGUACGCGACAGGAACUGACCCAGUCCCGCGGGGCUAGAGCGGCCUAGGGAUACCCUGAGCACUCUCCGCAUUACUAGUUUUUAAUAAAAGUGCCGAAGAGCCGUUGGCCUCUGCUGCGGGGCGCGGGGAACCACAGCAGGGUGUAAACCCGUGGGAAAGUGGGGCUCCCAGGUCGGCGAGAGGGGACCAGAUGCUGCGGGAGGGCUCCGCGAGAACGGCUUUCAGCCAGGGUCCUGCGGUCCCCAUCGUCCCCAAGUCUCCCAGGAACUCAAGCACCGGUGCCGCCGCACCACCACCGACCCUCUUGGCACUGGGCUUGCGAAUCCGUGCCUGAUAUCGAGGAGGUGCCCAACAGGGGUUCAUUCCACUUCCGCCCCCGAAAUGGUCCCAGAUUAGGAGAAGGUUGGGAUGGAUGGUGAUGCGAUCGUCGCCGAAGACGAGGCUGAGAGAGUGAGCAGUGAAAGGAGCUGCGGGUCGGGACGCGUUAGCCCUUUAUUGAGCCCCUCCCCCGCGGCGGCGCUCCGAGCUGGGUGGCGGGUGGUCCCUGCUCAGGUCCUUCACCACCCGAGCGCCAGGCCGCCGGUGCGCAGCCUCCCCAACAGGGGCGAGUCAGUGCAGGCCUGUCCCCGGGAAAGAAAGCUCGGUGGGCGGGCGCUCCAAAGAGACAAGGCAACUCUGAAGCCCAGCUCACUCCCUUUCCCCAGCCUGGAGGGUUUCUCCUCCACUUCCCCACCCAACUCGGACUCCCAAACCCCCAGAGGAAUGGAUGGUGGGAAAGAAAGUUGUACUUCAGCACGCGCGCUAGGGGGCGCACCCCUCCUGGUUGAGGUUGGGAGUAGGGGCCCCAAGCGAUCCUUUAUGCAGCAGAGAGGGAGAUCGCCGGGGGAGGGGCGGUACCAGGCAGACCCCGCCAAUGCCCACACUCACCUUCCGACGCCUCCAGCCGCUCUUCCUCUGGCCCUGCGCUGCCCUCUUCCCCGUCCAACGCUACCUCCUCAUCCUCUUCCUCCCCAGAAGCGCCUGCGCGGAAGGAAGGCUGGGUGAGC